This is a messenger RNA of Dentiscutata erythropus, 249 nucleotides long. Lineage: Eukaryota; Fungi; Glomeromycota; Glomeromycetes; Diversisporales; Gigasporaceae. The record is from the annotation of a GenBank genome assembly.
AUGGUUGAUACACCCAAAAUUCAACUACUUCGUUCCUAUUUAAAUUUAAAGGCUAAAAUUACUGCCUCCGAUGGUCGUGUAUUCAUUGGGACUUUUAUGUGCAUAGAUAAAUAUAAAAAUAUUAUUUUGUCACAGACUGAAGAAUUUCGUUCUAGUGAAAAAAGAUUCGUUGGUCUAGUUAUGAUCCCUGGAAAGCAUCUUGUUAAAGCCGAAAUUGAAGAUUUAGAUCUUUCACCUCAAUAUACUUAG